GCCUAUUCCGCCCCGUCUACCAAGCUUUUUCCGCCCCUGGGCACUGUGACCGCUGGCGGGAGCAGUAGCUCGAAAUGUAGUUCGCUCAAGAACUACACCUUGAAGACGGCUCCAAAUGAACGACUUCCGGUAGGAGGACUUGUAACCCACCGAAGCCGCAAAAUUCAUAGGGUAACCGGAACGAAAGCGAUGAAAACAGGUAUUAGAAGCUCCGGGAACAUGAUGGGGUCCUUGUCGAGCUCGAGGAGAUGGAGUAGUUCUGCGAUAAGUAAGAACAACACCAAGGUCACUCUGCCUGUGAACGGGUCCUCGUUGGCCGGCAACUUCUACAGCAAACGGCUACAACCCAUUUAUUCACGCAGAGGUACAAGAACUGCAGGAAAAAUGCCGCAGAAGCAGCGACAGUUCUCUUCAUCGUCCAGUGCUGCACCGAUGCCGACAGGAGGCGCAGGAGCAGAUGCAGAUUCUCAUGCACAGCAGCAAGAAGUAGAACUCCCAACAGCAGCUACCGUGCCUCCGCUGGUGCUCUACCAGCAGCAGGAAGCACAUGUGCACGAGCACGACCACGAGGACCACGGCGACUACAUCUUGAAGACGGUAUCCUGA
Amoebophrya sp. A120 is the source of this 606-nucleotide messenger RNA. Lineage: Eukaryota; Dinophyceae; Syndiniales; Amoebophryaceae. The record is from the annotation of a GenBank genome assembly.